AUGCAAGAACCUUCUGAAAGGAAGACGAAGAAGAAAGCUCAGAAGCUGGGAGAAACUUCUGUCUUUAGACCUCUUGUGCCUCUGGCUCGUGCCCUCUCCCCCCACAACCAACCUGAACCAGAAACAAAUAUUCCAUCACCGUCUCAACAACCACCACCACCUCCAUCUGAACUACACAUCGAAACUCCCACUGAAAACCCCAUCUCCCAUCAUUAUGAACCUCCCAUUGAAACCAUUUCCACACCACCAGAACCUACAUCCCCAACCUCUGAACUAGAACCCGCCUUUCCCACCCUGGAAGAAGCAGAACGCCUGGCCAGAGAGGCAGAAGAGAAGGCUAGAAGAGAAGCUAAAGAGAAGGCCCGUCUGGAGGAAGAACAAAGAGCAAGAGAAGCUGUAGAGAAGGCCGCUUCUGAGGAUGUUGUUGCUGCUGAAGCUGAAGACAAAGAAAAGGCUGAUGUUGAAGAAGCAGCACACAUAGCUGCAGAAGAAGCUGCCAAGGCAAGGAAUGACGCUCUGACUCAGGGGGAGCAAUCUCACUCUGACUUUGCUCCUCUAAUGUUGAAGAUUUUGGAAGAGCUACAGCAGGAGCAGCAGAUUUAUGACAAAAAGGUGGAGAAUACAAACAACUUUGAUGAAAUAAUAUCUAAGCCUGUUAAUGCAAUGCGCACAUUUAAAACUCUUAUGAAAUUCAAAGCCAUGCAGGAAGUAUCUAAGGUAAAAACUGGCUACUACGCAAGGAGAUUUGGUAAGAACAUCUAA
This is a messenger RNA of Lathyrus oleraceus (garden pea), 762 nucleotides long. Its product is annotated as eukaryotic translation initiation factor 4 gamma-like. The record is from RefSeq and is a predicted model, not a curated record. Lineage: Eukaryota; Viridiplantae; Streptophyta; Magnoliopsida; Fabales; Fabaceae. The transcript is spliced from 4 exons. The coding region runs from base 1 to 762 and encodes 253 amino acids.